AUGCCCCAUAAGCAUCGCCGCCACCAUCUCGGCGACAUCAUCGACUGGUUCAUCAGGAUGAACCUCUUCACCACCGACGCGUCUGACCUAGAUUCUCCCGACAGCAACAACACCGACAACAACAACUCCAGAGUCCGCGACGACGACGACGACUUACAGCAAGAGGGUGAUGCCCAGCGCAGCCGAGCCGUUGACGACUCCAACAUGGCACAGCGUCCCGGCUCUCAUCGCGCCCCAGAGGCCGACGUGGGCUCAGACGACGUGGCCACCGUCGUUCAAACCGUCUUCAAGACUCUGGCCCCAACCUUUCAAGGCCCCAUCGCCGGCUACUCGACCUUGUUCGACGAUGAUGAUGUCCCACCUCCCACGGCAUCUCAGCGAGCCCUGUCGCCUGUUCAAACGCCGUCACCCUCUCCGUCACCAGCCCCGAGUCCAGCCCCCACGCCCGCAUCUGUCGACAGCAAAGGCCCCGAGUCGUCCGACCAGUCCUCUUCGGCCAGAGUCUCCGCAUCUAGCACGCGGAGCUUCUCCAACACAUUUCAAGCGGUCCUCGGCAACCCGGCCACUGACCCAACCUCCGUGCCCAUAAUGACGGAUCGCAUAGGUCUGCUGCCUUCGGCAUCUCGACCCUCGGCCUCCGCUUCUACCGCGGACUUGUCAAUGAACAGAAAGGAAAGCGCCGCCGCCGACUCGGGCUCCAGCGCGGGCGUAAAGACGGGCAUCGCUUUUGGCGUCUUGGGCGGAGUCCUCGCCGUUGUCCUGCUGGCCUACUUCCUCUUCAAUCGUCGUCGCAAGCAGGCUGCCGCACGCAUCAGGCUCGACGAUGGCGACGAAAAGUUUCAGCCGGGCUUCAGCGCGGGUUCGAGUCCCUUCGAAGCCCCCUCGAUGCGAGGCGACCCCAAGGCUCCUCGCAUCAGCCUGCGGCCCGUUGGCCAGUUCACUCCCGUCGGCACUGCGUGGGACCGCCCGGCCACUAGCCGGAGCACCAACACCGCCAACCCUUUUGGAAUACAGGCCGAACGCGUCCCUUCGACGAUUGUCGAGGAGCAGAGCAUGCGCAGCAACAGCACUUCCCCCGCCACGCUCUUCGAGGCGCCACGCGCUCCGGGAAGCUCGUUUUCCCAGGACGCCCUCAAGAUCAAUGGACGUACCAUGGCCGCGGGCGCGGCCCUCGGUGUUGCCACUGGCCUGUCGCGCAAGACGUCGAUGCGCAAGGAUGGAUCCAGCAACGUAGACCUGACCUUGCCGAGGCGGAACAUAUGGGCGUCACCACCGAGCCCCGCCGAGACUGAGUUUAGCGUGUCAUCGGUGCCGGCCGGUUCGGCUCCACUUGCCACCAACGGCGCCGUGGCCAUUGAGGCGGCCGGUGGGCCCGCCAACUCGGGCGUCCACCGCGUCGAGCUCGAGUUCAAGCCGACGCUCGAAGACGAGAUGGAGCUGCGCGUUGGGGAACUGGUCCGCCUGCUUCACGAGUACGACGACGGAUGGUGUCUCGUCAUCCGCCUCAACCGUUCUCAGCAGGGCGUCGUGCCUCGGACGUGCCUGUCAUCUCGGCCCGUCAAGCCGCGACUCCCCCCGGGCGCAUUUCGUCCGGGGCCUCCCGUGAACCCAAGCGGCCAGGCCCGAGGUCCCGGCUCCCUCAACGGGUCGAGGCCCGUUGCUUCGGAGUCUUCGCGCCUCAGGCUGGUCCAGAGCUCCGGCUCAACCUCGCCCACGAGCACCAACCGGCGAGCCCAGUCCCCGCGACCAAGACAGCAAGGAGCCUUAUCUAGUCGACCCCAGAGCCCAGGUGGAGCGAGAUUGGUGACUCCUCCGCAGCCGGGCCCGCCACCGCCUGGGCCUCCCCCGUCAGGCCCUCCACCACCGGGAUCCGUCGGCAGAAAGCCGGUGCCCGGGCAGAAUCUCGGGAGCCGGUCAAACUGGCUGAAAGAGCCCCGGCCGUGGGCCACGGAAUGA
Molecule: messenger RNA, 1956 nt
Organism: Hirsutella rhossiliensis
Lineage: Eukaryota; Fungi; Ascomycota; Sordariomycetes; Hypocreales; Ophiocordycipitaceae
Product: variant SH3 domain-containing protein
Exons: 2
Coding region: 1-1956 (651 amino acids)
Molecular function (GO): protein binding
Source: RefSeq, a predicted model, not a curated record